Molecule: messenger RNA, 387 nt
Organism: Cooperia oncophora
Lineage: Eukaryota; Metazoa; Nematoda; Chromadorea; Rhabditida; Trichostrongylidae
Source: the annotation of a GenBank genome assembly
AUGUCGCUUUUGGCGGAGCCGCGUCGUAGGCAGCGACUAAGUGUGGAUCCUCAGAACGUCCAAUGGAAAAACGAUGAUCAGAAGAUCUCACGAAAGCUGAUGGAACGGAUGGGAUGGUCCGACGGUGAUGGCCUGGGCAGGAAUCGCCAGGGUAAUUCCGCGAAUGUGAAACUGAAGGCCAACUAUACUGGAAAAGGUCUUGGUGCUGACAAGCUAGCGUCGUACGAUAGCACUUGGAUCGGACAUCAUGAUGAUUUUGCUGACCUGCUUAGCGCUUUGAACAAAAAUAAGGAAAAGAAGGCAGAGACGGAAGAAGAAAAAGAGGAGCGAGCAAAGAAAAUCUCAUUGGGAUUAAAUAGCAAGAGCUUGAGAAGGAGGAUUCAGUAA